AUGAGAGAUGACUUCGAACGCUUCCUGCGGCAGCGCAAGGCCAACAGCAGCAGCAGCAGCAGCAGCAGCAGCGCGAGUACCUGCUGCAGCCCAAGCAGGUGGAAGCAGCUGGCCGCCGCUUCCGUCAGUAAAGUAGCAGCAGCACCAGCAGCAGCAGCAGCAGCAGCAAAGAAUGACAGCUGCAGCGCCAGGACAAGUACCCACAAAAGAGCACCUGCAGCAGCAGCAGCAGCAGUAGCACAGCCUGCCCCUGCUGCCGCUGCUGCUGCUGCUGCUGCUCAUGGCGUCAUUUCUUGCAGACACGACGUCCUGAAUAAGGCUUUGCUGCUGCAGCCAGCAGCAGCAGCAGCAGCAGACUGUGGCUUGCUGUCAUCACCGCGAGGAGACUUGGAGGAGCCGCCGCAGCAACAGCAGCAAACACCGUCAAGCGGCAGCAGCAGCAGCAGCAGCAGCAGCAGCGAUGACUGGGUGUCCAUGCAGGUCUGGGCGUGGGGAGGAGCAUCAGCAGCUUCUCCUUACCAGUGGCUUCCUUCAGAUCCGCUGCUGCCAGCAGCAGCAGCUGCUGCAACAGCAGCAAGACCAGCAGCGGCAGCAGCAGCAGCAUCGCGGGGAAAGCAGGCGAGACGGGCCAGCUUUCUUCAAGACGAGGAGCCCUUGCUGCAGUGCCCCGAGCAGCAGCAGCAGCAGCAGCAGACUGGACAGCGCGUGGGCAACUUGCUGCAGCAAGAGCUAUACGACUUGCUGCAUCAGCAGCAAAAUCAGCAACAGCAGCAGCAGCAGCAGCAAGUUUGGGGCUUGCCCAGUGCAGCUGAGACGUUGCCCUUGCUGCUGCUUGAGCCACCGGCGUCUCAUUUUGCUGCUGCUAUUGCUCCCAGCAGCAGCAGCAGCAGCAGUUUGCUGCCAUGGGGCAGCAGCACACAGGAAGACUACCAGCUGCCUCUCUCUUUGCUGCCACCCGCAGAGACGGCCCAGCCGCUGCCGCAGCAGCUGCUGCAGAGGGCCCCCUAUGCUGCUGCAGUUGCUGCUGCUGCUGCUUCUAGCCACGCCAGCGCUGCCAGCAGCAGCAACAGCAGCCGCGACAGUUCUGCUCCUUCCUUCAUCAUAGACACUGCGCUGCAGCGGCAGCAGCAGCAGCAGGAAUUUGAAGAAUCGGACGCGAUUCAGCAGCAAUACGGAAUCCACGUCUACUCAGCCGCAGCAGCAGAAGCAACAGCAGCAGCAGCAGCAGCAGCAGCGUCAAAUCUGGUGGGCAAACAGCAGCUGCAGCAGCUGCAACAGCAGCAGCAGCAGCAGCAGCAGCGCCUCGUCGACCCGUGGCGGCGCCGUCGCUCGCUGCUAGCGUUUGCCUUCAACUUUGCUGCUGCAGCAGCAGACAUGAUGGCA
Molecule: messenger RNA, 1383 nt
Organism: Eimeria tenella
Lineage: Eukaryota; Apicomplexa; Conoidasida; Eucoccidiorida; Eimeriidae
Exons: 2
Source: RefSeq, a predicted model, not a curated record